Molecule: messenger RNA, 1610 nt
Organism: Cheilinus undulatus (humphead wrasse)
Lineage: Eukaryota; Metazoa; Chordata; Actinopteri; Labriformes; Labridae
Product: cytochrome P450 2K1-like
Exons: 9
Coding region: 1-1518 (505 amino acids)
Biological process (GO): xenobiotic metabolic process
Cellular component (GO): intracellular membrane-bounded organelle; cytoplasm
Molecular function (GO): oxidoreductase activity, acting on paired donors, with incorporation or reduction of molecular oxygen, reduced flavin or flavoprotein as one donor, and incorporation of one atom of oxygen; heme binding; iron ion binding
Source: RefSeq, a predicted model, not a curated record
AUGAUGCUGGAGGGCCUUUUCCAGUCCCCCACUUCUGUCCUGCUGUUGGGGACCAUACUGGGCCUGCUGAUUCUCCACCUUUUAUACUCCAGCUUCAGCUCACAAGAAAAGGAACAGGAGCCUCCAGGACCAAGGCCUUUACCCCUGUUUGGAAACUUGUUACAGUUAGACUUAAAUAGACCUGACAAAACUCUCUAUGAGUUUUCAAAGAAAUAUGGAUCUGUAUUUACAGUCUACUUUGGAUCCAGCAAAGUGGUCGUCUUAGCAGGAUUUAAGACAGUCAAGGAGGCUCUGGUCAACUACUCAGAAGAGUUUGGAGACCGAGAAAUUGCCCCCAUAUUUUAUGAUCUGAAUAAAGGCCAUGGGAUCAUUUUUGCAAAUGGAGAAUCAUGGAAAGAGUUGAGACGUUUCUCCCUGACUACCCUGAGAGACUUUGGCAUGGGAAAAAGAUUAGCAGAGGAGAAAAUCUUAGAGGAAUGUCACUAUCUCAUACAAAUGUUUGACCAGCAUAAAGGAAAACCCUUUGAUACGUUGCGUCCGUUGAAUUAUGCGACAUCCAAUAUCAUCUCUUCUAUUGUGUAUGGGAGCAGGUUUGACUACGAUGACCAUCUAUUCCAAACCUUGGUAAAAAGAGCCAAUCAGACCAUAAGGAUUACUGGUUCUGCAACAGUCCAGCUUUACAACAAUUUCCCGAGGCUAUUCAGUUGGGUCAAAAACCGGCAGCAGAUUUUGAGUAAUAUGGAAGCUGCUGCCAGAGAUAUCAAAGAGUUAGUCAAGAAUCUGAAAGACACACUGAACCCUCAUAUAUGCAGGGGGCUUGUGGACUGUUUUCUCGUUCGAAAGCAGAAAGAAGAGGCCUCUUCUGUGAUGGAAACUCACUUCAGUGACACAAACAUGAUAUUUACAGUUGCCAACCUGUUUUCUGCCGGCACUGACACCACUGCAACUACGCUGAGAUGGGCUUUGUUGCUUAUGGCCAAAUAUCCACACAUACAAGAAAAGGUCCACGAGGAGCUGAAAAGGGUGGUGGGAAGCCGUCAGGUCCGGGUCGAUGAUCGUAAAAACCUGCCGUAUAUUGAUGCUGUAAUCCAUGAGACACAGAGAGUAGCGAACAUUGUUCCCAUGAGUUUACCUCACAAAACCAGCCAAGACGUCAUUUUCCAGGGAUACUUCAUCAGAAAGGGGACUGCUGUGUUUCCUCUGCUUACAUCUGUGCUGCAUGAUGAGAGUGAAUGGGAGAGUCCGAACACAUUCAACCCUUCACACUUUCUGGAUGAGGAGGGUAAAUUUGUCAAGCGAGACGCCUUCAUGCCAUUCUCUGCAGGUCGCAGGAUGUGUCUCGGAGAAGGUCUGGCCAAGAUGGAGCUCUUCCUCUUCUUCACCGCCAUCCUCCAGCGAUUCCGUCUCACUCCUCCACCUGGAGUCACAGAGGAUGAACUGGAUUUGAGUCCAGGUCUUGGCUUUGUAGUCAAUCCUUUACCGCAUGAACUUUGUGCUCUCAGCCGAGAGGAAUUGUAAACGUUUGAUAUCUUGACAUUUUAAAUUUCUUUUUCACAUUGCACUGCUUUUGAGAUCAUAACACUAUUAAAAAAAAUAGCUUUACUUUACUU